AUGGUUCUUACAAAACAUUUGUCUCCAAUCUAUUGGGCCGAUAAGCUUUUAACCUUGACCUUGGAAUUAAUUUUAACUACUUUAUUAUGCUUGGUAUCUCUUGUUGAAGGAAAAGGAUUUAAAGUUCCAGAUAAAGUAACCGUAAAAAAAGUAUCCACCCAUGAAAAGCAUGCUAAAAAAAAUAUUCAAUCAAAGAAACUGCAAAAGAACAGUGAAAUUCCAGAGCCUAUCAAGGAUUCUGUCCCAACUAUGACACACCUCACCUCAGUGUCUAAACCAGAGAAUAUUAUCAUCACUGGAACCCUCUCUGAAUUAAAACCAGAUAGCGAAACAUCCGUUUCAAGUGAACCAAUUACACGAGAUAUUAAAGUAACAGAGAAAGUCCUUAAAGACGGCAUCACUACCACUAUCGAGGAAAAAAAAAAUUUAUUUAAAACAAAUGAGUUAGAUAUAGUACCUAUUGAAUUCCAUUGGCAACAUGGCGGAAACCGAGUUUUCGUUACUGGCGAUUUUGAUAACUGGCAAGCAACUGCUUAUGAAAUGCAUUUUUCACCUAAGUCAAAUGACUUUGUUGCUGUUGUCAAUAUUGAUCGCACUAAACAUCAUGAAUUUAAAUUUGUGGUUGAUGGAAACUGGAGACAUAAUGAAAAUUUACCUAUCCGUCAUGAUGAACAUGGUAAUAUAAACAAUAUAAUCUACGCAUUUCCAUCCGGUCCAUUGGGCCCAGAAUUCAAGGAAUAUAUUACUGCACCCUUUAUGCCUCAACUUACUGCUGUUGCAUAUUAA
Molecule: messenger RNA, 786 nt
Organism: Cetraspora pellucida
Lineage: Eukaryota; Fungi; Glomeromycota; Glomeromycetes; Diversisporales; Gigasporaceae
Source: the annotation of a GenBank genome assembly